This is a messenger RNA of Capronia coronata CBS 617.96, 540 nucleotides long. RefSeq lists its product as uncharacterized. Gene Ontology annotation, cellular component: nucleus. Bases 1 to 540 code for a protein of 179 amino acids. The transcript has 3 exons. The record is from RefSeq and is a predicted model, not a curated record. NCBI's taxonomy places the organism in Eukaryota, Fungi, Ascomycota, Eurotiomycetes, Chaetothyriales, Herpotrichiellaceae.
AUGGCUCGCUCUCUCGGUAAGGUGCAGAAGCAAAUAUCUAAAAAGCGUGGAGGAAAGCCAAACAGCCUCCAUGAGAACAGUCGAGAUGCAAGGAAACUCAGAACAGCCGCUGCAAGAGAGGAGAAACUGUCCCGUAUGAUGGAUGCCGCUGUCAGGGCGAACCAGAUUUAUGUUGAAAGAGUGGCGUGGUUUAAAUCGGCGCUCCAGGGCUCGGCUGGAGCCUUGACUGACGAAGAGGUGCUUAUUUUAACGCAAAGCUUCAUUGACCGUGAAGAUGAACAGCUGGCCGAAGCGAAAUCACAGAGGAGACCCGGCAGACCGCCCACGAAGCUCGAGGAGCAGAUCCAAUUGCGAAAGGACGCAGAAGAGCGUGAAUUCCGCGCCGGCUUUUGGAUUCCCGAACUUCGCAAUGAGGAAAGUCGAGCCAAGGUCGAGAAAUGGGGAGGGGAAUGGGGCGGUCUAAACACUUUGGACUUCGUCCGGGUCGUGAAAUCCGGUACCAUCAAACCUUCAAGCUUUCCGCCCAAAGGCCUCUCUUGA